AUGGCGUGCUGCCUCAGCGAUGAGGUGAAGGAGUCCAAGCGGAUCAACGCCGAGAUCGAGAAGCAGCUGCGGCGGGACAAGCGCGACGCCCGGCGCGAGCUGAAGCUGCUGCUGCUCGGCACCGGCGAGAGCGGGAAGAGCACGUUCAUCAAGCAGAUGCGCAUCAUCCACGGGGCGGGCUACUCGGAGGAGGACAAGCGGGGCUUCACCAAGCUCGUGUACCAGAACAUCUUCACGGCCAUGCAGGCCAUGAUCCGCGCCAUGGAGACCCUGAAGAUCCUGUACAAGUACGAGCAGAACAAGGCCAAUGCGCUCUUGAUCCGCGAGGUGGACGUGGAGAAGGUGACGACGUUCGAGCACCGCUAUGUGCACGCCAUCAAGACCCUGUGGGACGACCCUGGCAUCCAGGAGUGCUAUGACCGCAGGCGGGAAUACCAGCUCUCCGACUCCGCCAAGUACUACCUGGCAGACGUGGACCGCAUUGCCACCUCGGGCUACCUGCCCACCCAGCAAGACGUGCUUCGGGUCCGUGUGCCCACCACUGGCAUCAUCGAGUACCCUUUCGACCUGGAGAACAUCAUCUUCAGGAUGGUGGACGUGGGGGGACAGCGGUCUGAGCGGAGGAAGUGGAUCCACUGCUUCGAGAACGUGACGUCCAUCAUGUUCCUCGUGGCCCUGAGUGAAUACGACCAGGUGCUGGUGGAGUCGGACAACGAGAACCGCAUGGAGGAGAGCAAAGCCCUGUUUCGGACCAUCAUCACCUACCCCUGGUUCCAGAACUCCUCGGUCAUCCUAUUCCUCAACAAGAAGGACCUGCUGGAGGACAAGAUCCUGCACUCCCACCUGGUCGACUACUUCCCCGAGUUCGACGGGCCACAGCGGGACGCGCAGGCCGCCCGGGAGUUCAUCCUGAAGAUGUUUGUGGACCUGAAUCCCGACAGCGACAAGAUCAUCUACUCCCACUUCACCUGCGCCACCGACACGGAGAACAUCCGCUUCGUGUUCGCGGCCGUCAAGGACACCAUCCUGCAGCUCAACCUGAAGGAGUACAACCUGGUCUGAGCCGCCGCGGGGGCCGCCGGCUCCGCUCGCGGAAGAGUUGAUUUCGUUUGCAUAUUUUUAACAAAGGGUUUUUAUUUCACAGUUAUCAGGGGACCUACGUCUUUCUUUCUAUACACCUUGUGCACCUUCUCACCCGUGUCAGCGGCGAGGCCGCCUUUUCCUGGCCUUGACUCGUGGCUCGCUUUUUUC
Messenger RNA from Enhydra lutris kenyoni (northern sea otter), 1251 nucleotides. RefSeq names its product G protein subunit alpha 11. The record is from RefSeq and is a predicted model, not a curated record. Gene Ontology annotation, cellular component: heterotrimeric G-protein complex. The transcript has 7 exons. The coding region runs from base 1 to 1062 and encodes 353 amino acids. NCBI's taxonomy places the organism in Eukaryota, Metazoa, Chordata, Mammalia, Carnivora, Mustelidae. Gene Ontology annotation, molecular function: G-protein beta/gamma-subunit complex binding; guanyl nucleotide binding; G protein-coupled receptor binding. Gene Ontology annotation, biological process: adenylate cyclase-modulating G protein-coupled receptor signaling pathway; action potential; phospholipase C-activating dopamine receptor signaling pathway.